This is a messenger RNA of Lindgomyces ingoldianus, 3291 nucleotides long. RefSeq lists its product as uncharacterized. The transcript has 3 exons. Gene Ontology annotation, biological process: P-body assembly; deadenylation-dependent decapping of nuclear-transcribed mRNA. Gene Ontology annotation, molecular function: RNA binding. Lineage: Eukaryota; Fungi; Ascomycota; Dothideomycetes; Pleosporales; Lindgomycetaceae. The record is from RefSeq and is a predicted model, not a curated record. Gene Ontology annotation, cellular component: P-body. Bases 241 to 2820 code for a protein of 859 amino acids.
CCACGACCAUCUUUUGCACGGCAGCCCUCACCCCGCUCACUGUCGCAUUGCUGAUUCACAGCUAUUGCUGAUUUUCUCCCCUAAAUGUCGGUGCGGUCACAGGCUCGCUCUCUCACUUCCUGCACCCAGCUUCCACGCCACCUAUUUGGGAGGUCUCCGUCCCCACAGAAACACUAAGACGCCCACGUCAACCGCGGAUUAUACCCAACACUCAACAGCUUACGCCAGGCGCUGUCCCCCAUGUCGUUCUUCGGCUUCGACGCCAUGCUGGCCCGCGACCGAGGCCACUCUGCUAGUGCGCCCGGCUUUGGUCAGACUCCGGACGCCUUUGCUGGCCUUGGUGGGGGUGUUGCUGGAGAUGACGAUGCUAUUGACUUUGAGGACACCUACGACGGCCUAGGUGACGGCCUCGACGAGACCGACGACGCCUUCAAUGACGAUACCUUUGGUGGAGGCCCCGCCUCCCAGCAGAGCGUUGGAAAGGACUUUGAUUUCGCCGGUCAAACCUCCAAAAUUGCCCACACUCUCCAGGAGGAGCAGAUGCUCUAUCAAACGCAGCAGCCUCCGUCCCACCAACAAAGGCCCCCUCCACCGAAGCCCUCGAAGCCUGCUAGGACCGGCUACGAGAGCUACCAUGACCCUAACUACAUCCCACAGCUGGAAGCAAGGGCAGACAUCUGGGGACUCAAGCCCAAGCACCCGGUUCCCGCGAAGCAACCCGAGAACCAAGCACCGCCGCCUCCGCAACCAGCUAAAAAGAUGAUGAGUCUGGAAGAGGUCGAGGCCAUGAUACGUGCUCAGACCUUGCAACACGAAGAGCCUGCUCCUGUCCUGAUCCAGCCUCAGCAGGCCCAGCCGCCACCUCUUCCCGUGCAUCCUCACCAGCAAGUCCCCCAUAGCCAACCCCAUUUCCCUGGAAUUCCAGGUCAAGGCCAAUUCGUGCCCCAGAUCCUGCAACGCCCGCAGCAGCCUCAGCAGCCUCAACAACCACAACAUGCGCAGCAGCAUGGUCCUCAUCAGAGGUCCGGAUCGAGGCAUCAACAAGUACACGCCGAACUGCCAGGUCAUUCCGUCCAAGCCCCGCCCGUUCAUCAUCCCACUAUUCUGCAAAGACAGAGGCCUCCCCCAAAUGAACCUUCAAUCCAACAACAUAGACAUGCACCACCGCAGCCUACUGCGCAGAGACCGGCUUCUCAGCCUAGACAGAUUUUGCAGAACCCGAGCCGUCUUUCCGGACAGGGCCAGCCCAUGGCCCAACCAGGGCCUCCGGCUUCUCGAGGUCCCGCUCCCGGGCACAGUCGCGGACCCUCCUACCCCUCAAUGGUGGUUACAAAUCCCGAACAACUGCUCCAUCUUUCAAAAGAGGAACGUGAAGCAUUCCUCGCAGAAGAUGCCAAACGCGCCAAGCGCAACCACAAAAUCGCCUUGUUGUCAAAGGACAACGGCCUAAUGACCCCACAAGAUAAGAAUUUCAUUACCCGAAUCCAAUUACAACAGUUGAUGACCGCGACUGGCAAUCUUAAUGAGCAAACACCGGAGGCGGCAAUCGCGGAAGACUUCUAUUAUCAGGUGUUCAGCCAGAUUCGUGGCGCUCUACGACAGACGCCCCACCAACCAGCCAGCCAAUUUGCUCAGACGUAUCUCUUCCAGACGAACGGUAGAUACGGCCCUGGCCGUAGACACGGACGAGGUGCAGACAAUCACAUGCAGCGUAUGGAGCAACAAGUCCAGCGAGCCGUUGAAGCAGCCAAGGCCAAACCCAAGGCAAAACAGCUUACCAUCGAAGGUAGCCUCGGAAAGAUAUCAUUCAGCAAUUCGAAGACUCCUAGGCCGUUGUUGAGUAUGAAGAGGCCUGAGUCAACUGACAAGCAGCCUAGCAAGCCACACAAGGUGUCUGUUGCGGAUCGAACAGAGACACUACGAAACAUCGAGAAUGUGUACAUGACCCUGAUGCACAUGGAAGACCAUGAACGAACCUUGCCAGCCCCAAUCAAUCAAGACAGCGACCCGGAAGCCAUUCAAAGGCAUAUGGAAUGGCGGACGAAGAUUGAGACCUUGCACAAGAAGCUUUGGGAUGACAUCAAGAUCAUGGAGCCAAUCAAUCCAAAUCCUCUAACGCCACAUCCGUUCAUCGCCAUUCUAUCCCACGCUAAAGGCAAGAAAGCCAUCCCUCGCAUUUUCCGCCACAUCGAUGAGCAAGAACGCAUCACUAUUCUUACCAUGGUCGUUAUUCAUCUUGAUAAGCUCAACGUCGUCUCCCAUGGCAUCGCAACACCAGAAGAACCCUUGUCACCCGCUCUCCGCGAUGAGAUCGAACUCUUCCUCCACUCUGUCGUGCCCCCUCUCUAUGCUCACAUCUUCGAAUCGCCGCUCAACAUCAUCAUCGGUCUCCUAGGUCUCAUCCUAGAACGUAACAAUGUGCACGUGGUCGCACGCACCAAAAUCGGCAUGUCCCUUCUCAUCAUGCUCAUUUCCCGCGCCGAGCUUCUCAAGCAACCCCCUGAGAUCAACGUCGUCGAUUGGGAGAAUUGGACCGAGCUCUACAACCGCCUGUUUGAUGCCGUCGAGCCUAUCCUUCCCUUGAUCUUCCCCGGCUCCAUUAAUGAUACUGAUGAUAUGUACGUUUGGCAGUUCUUAGCCGCAAUGGGUGUUGGCGCAAGCCCAGAGCAGCAGCAGAGAUUAGUCAUUGGAGUCAAGGAUCGCGUCAUGGAGACCGUUGGUGUUAGCAAAGCAUUGCCGCCUGAGAUGGCGGGGGCGAGGCUGGCGAAUGUAAAUCUCUUCAUGCGGGCUAUUGGUUUGGAUGUUGAGUUACUUGGAUGAAAUCUGGUCUACGAGCAAAAAAAACUAAAACGAAUUGACGACCUCACUUGCUAAAGGCAUUCAGAAGAGGAGGAGGGUGUUUGUACGAUGCAGUGACGGGACCGUAGAAGCCGUUGUCGAUUCCCUGGUCGGGCGUUCCACGGCACCUUUCUUGGCUGCUCUGCACGCUAGGAGAAAAUCUAUUUGGGAAGAAUGAUAGACAUGCAUCAAGGGCCAUGAGAGUUGACGAGUAUCGAAGUGCGGUUAUGGAAUGGAUAUUGUGGGCUUUGGGCACAGGCAGACACAUACCAUUUUGCCUUCUCAUAUUUCUAAAGAGGGGUCUUGUAGUUUAGGUAGAUACGUGCGUUAGUGAGAGCGAGGGGUGCAUUCUGGACUGGACUCUACAAGACAAAAAGUUUUCUUAUGGUCUUCGGCUUCAUCUUGUGUGGUUGUUGCAAACGAGGUAUUUCUAGCGGGAAGCUAGUCACAUCC